GUGGUGUGUUUUGCCAGCGGACACAUCACCUCACUCCGGUCAAAUGUGGUCGCGGGAAACGCACGAGGGCGGAGGAAGCUUGAGUGGACAGGCGUCCUCCCACUGGGGAUGAGAGGGAGUGGAUUUUUUUAGGACUCCUGGAGUAGAAACAUCUCCGCUUUCCUGGCUGUUGGGGACAUAUCACUGCUUUUUCUGCAAGGGAACAAUGACCUUUUAUUUUUGGUACAAGCGGAAUUCAUUGUAGGAGGAAUUCACAGUUAAGAAAAUCCUGGAGAUGUAAGGAACUUCAAGUGGCAGUUCAACCAAGAUGGAGCCUAUUAGGAAAGACAUGGAGCUGCUUAGUAAUAGCAUGGCAACAUAUGCUCACAUCAAAGCCAACCCCGAGAGCUUCGCACUCUACUUCAUGAUGGGCGUCUGCUUCGGCCUCCUCAUGGCGCUGUGCCUGUUGGUGUCGGGAAUCACCUGCAGGUCACGCCGCCGCAUUCCCAAACCCGCGCCGUCACCCGAAAGGCGGCAACUGAAGGAGUCCAGCGAGGACGACGAAGAAGAGCGAGCGGAGGAGAGCGGAGCAGAUGAAGAAAGUGUGAAAAUGAGUCUGGCGCCGAUGGACGAAUGCAGCACGCGUUCCAACGGAACCCUAAAGAGCGUCGACGUGUUUGAUUCGGUUGAGGAACUGGAAAAGGCUCGUCGACUGGAGGAGAGAGAGCGUAUCGUCCGGGAGAUAUGGAGGAACGGGCAGCCGGAUAUUUUGGUCACCGGGACCGGCACUAUUGGGCGGGUCCAUUACCACUAGAGUCCAGAACAUGAGAACACUUCAAGUAAUAUGUUGUCGUUGUAACUCUUACCUUCUGCUUUACAAGUGAAAGAAAUGUCUGGUUUUGUUAUAAUAAGAAUGUGUCCAAGUCUAUUCCAGUUGGUAUAACGUGUAUGGUUUUAUGUUGAAAGGAAGACCAAUAAUUUAAUGUUAAAAGCUGUUCUGUGGCUGCUUUCCUGGUUAUAUUAACCAUAAUCUACACCACUGUCAUGUAACCAAAUGUGUGUGGUUCUAAUAAAGUGUUAUUUUGUUUGUACAUUUCUUCAUGUUCUUCCAGAUUAGUUACCAUCAUCAUCAUCAUCUCACUGUAAUUUCACGGCAUAUUUUAUUAAAUAAAAGGCAUCAGCUUUCAAUAAAGGUGCCCCAAUUCCUAAGGAAGAAAAUGGAAAAAGAGGUAGAUGAGGGGGAAAGAAAUUAACAAAAUGCAUAUAUUUUGCAACAUUGAUGGUUACAAUCUUCUCCCGCUUAUCCGAGGAUGAGUCGUGGGGGCAGCAGCUUCAG
This is a messenger RNA of Corythoichthys intestinalis (scribbled pipefish), 1315 nucleotides long. RefSeq names its product eva-1 homolog Bb (C. elegans) (gene eva1bb). The record is from RefSeq and is a predicted model, not a curated record. The coding region runs from base 308 to 793 and encodes 161 amino acids. The transcript has 3 exons. NCBI's taxonomy places the organism in Eukaryota, Metazoa, Chordata, Actinopteri, Syngnathiformes, Syngnathidae.